This is a messenger RNA of Geosmithia morbida, 660 nucleotides long. RefSeq lists its product as uncharacterized. The record is from RefSeq and is a predicted model, not a curated record. The annotation marks the transcript as partial. The transcript is spliced from 3 exons. NCBI's taxonomy places the organism in Eukaryota, Fungi, Ascomycota, Sordariomycetes, Hypocreales, Bionectriaceae.
AGCAGUUUUCCCGAGCUCCUUGAAAAAGGAACCUACGGGCUAUCGUGGGAGGACGUAUACGAUAUCGUCAAUCCGUAUGGAGACCACCGAGGCAGGGCGAUAGACAGCAUGUGGACCUUCGACCUCGACAGGAACAUCAUGUCCAUCACACGAAGAAGUACACCCGACUAUCCCUGGCCCGCGUUGGACACCCACCUGCCAGCAUGGAAGACACCCGCGGAGAACGUCGUCCCCGUCGGGUCGUCAUGGGCUGUCUUGUCUCAGGACGCCCGCGAGGGACUUCAGCCGGUGCGGCGACACAUCAAGAGUCAGCUGGCGCUCGGCCGACCUGCAGACCAGCCGGUCACGUGUGCCAUCCUCGCAGCGAGGCACGUGUUUCUAUGCAGAGCACUUGGGGAAGAUGUGCUCUGUACGAGGCCCGAGGUGCUGUUCAGCGAGAGCUGUUGGCCCGGCAAGUCUGCGGCCGAGACCGCCAUCGACAUGAUUCUGAGCAAUCGAAUCAUCCUCGAGGCGGCGCCAGGAAAUUUAGUUGCGGCGGCCAAUUGGGAUGUGAAAUCGGUCUCAGAUUACCCUUUCGCUGGAUGGAGAACGGUGCGAAAGCUGCGAUCGUGUCCUCUGAAAGACACAGAGCUGAGAGCUCUCCGACAGAGUCACUGGUGA